Ilex paraguariensis (yerba mate) is the source of this 489-nucleotide messenger RNA. Lineage: Eukaryota; Viridiplantae; Streptophyta; Magnoliopsida; Aquifoliales; Aquifoliaceae. The record is from the annotation of a GenBank genome assembly.
AUGGCAGACUGGUUCUUUGACAGAUUAAUGAGCAGCACAAUGCUGGAGGAGAAAGCCCCUGCCAAUAGACAGAAGCUAAACCUCGAGCUACUGUUUUACAACCAUGGUGGGGAAAGAAAAACCAGAUUGUUCACCAAUCAAUUCGUAGACUACGGAGCCAAUUUGAGACUAACAAGUUGUAUGACAGUGGUGAGAAUGACAGGGCAAUUCUCCUUCAGUGAGGAAGAAGUAUCAUGUGCAUGGCAUCCUUGCCAAAAAGAGGACCACGCUGUCAUUCCUGAACCCCUCCAUCCACCAUGCUUCCAAGUUCAAACGCUCGUGUAUGAGUUGCUGCAGAAGCUGGAAAGCGCGGAUGAUACACUUUUUGGUUCGCACCUUGAUCUGGAUAUGCCGAAAGCACAAGUGGCAUAUGCUGGGACAAUUCCUGUUGGGAUUUCCUCUAUCUUCCACAGGGGUCAUGGUCCCAAUCUCUCACCAUCAAUCCUCUAA